This is a messenger RNA of Myripristis murdjan (pinecone soldierfish), 2086 nucleotides long. RefSeq names its product B-cell linker protein. Lineage: Eukaryota; Metazoa; Chordata; Actinopteri; Holocentriformes; Holocentridae. The transcript has 19 exons. Gene Ontology annotation, biological process: intracellular signal transduction; cell surface receptor protein tyrosine kinase signaling pathway. The coding region runs from base 111 to 1346 and encodes 411 amino acids. The record is from RefSeq and is a predicted model, not a curated record.
UUCACCUCCACCGUCUGUAUCGCUCCGUUUGAAUCUCACAUCUAUUUGCAUCCAAGACCGAAACAAAGACAUUUCCUCAUGACUUGAAGCUGUGAGACUCGUCCUCAAUCAUGACAAUGAGCUUCUUUGGAAAACUGAAGAACCUACACAGUGGGCCUCCAGCUCCGCCCAAAAGGAUAGAUAACAGCGCAGGGCUCGGCUGGCCAGAAGAUGAGUUUGAUGAAGAGGAUGGGGACAUGUACGAAGCUCCUCCCUGUGAACGUCCCGCCGUAAAAGUCCCGCCAAGACAAGUGGAAGAGAAUGUGUAUCUGGAGAGGUCGUCCAAUCCUGCGGUCCCACAGAGGAGGGCUGCUCCUCCCCCCAGGCCAGCCAAAAUGACACCAAUGGGCAAACCUAUGAAACCUCCACCUCAACAUGAUGCUGAGGAUUUCUACUUUGAUCCCAGUAACAGCAACAAACCCCCCGAGAUAGACAGAAAGGAGAAGCCUGGGAAAAGGCCGGCCCUGAAGAAAAUGGCCCCUGCUCCUGCCCGCCCUGCCCCUGCUCCAGUCCCGGCUCCCAUCCCGGCCCCUGCCUCCAACUUUGAGGAAGAUGUGUAUCUGGAUCCAAAUGAAGAUGGAGAUAACGAUGACCUGUAUCUGGAACCAACAGUUGCCUGUCCUCCUGCUCCUCGGGGGCAGAUGAGGAUGCCGCCUCCUCCCAAGACAGUGGCAGCACCCGCGCCCAUCCCCAUGAUAAAGCCUCCAGUUCCCAGGGCAAAGUCAUCAUUAUUCUCUCCCUUCCAGAGUUCACACUUCCCUGAGGUAAAAACAGCCCCGCCGUCAGAAGCAAGACGCUCCACGUUUCCUGCCAAAUUCCCUCCACCAACUCCCGGUGUUAAACCUCCUCUGCUACCAAACCUGAAGGAAGCUAAACCCAGCCCCCCGCCUCCUCCAGUUGUGGAUAGUAAGCCUGCAGCAUCUUCUAGUGGUAUGAAAGCUGCCAAACAAUCAGGAGACGAGGACAAGGAGUGGUUUGCUAAAGACUGCCAGAGAAAGACUGCUGAGGACCUCCUGCUGAGGGUCAACAAGGACGGUGCCUUCCUCAUCCGAAACAGCUCGGCCCAGAACGCCCGCCAGCCGUACACGCUGGCCGUGCUCUACCGGCAGAAGGUCUACAACAUCCCAUUCGCUCUUCCUGAGGAGACGCAAGGCUACGCCCUGGGAAAGGAGGGGAAGCAGAACGAAGAGAUUUUCGGCAGCCUGCAGGAGAUCAUCUCCCACCACACGAAUAACCAGCUGCUUCUGAUUGAUAGCAAGAGUCAGGCCAAGCACACUACGUACCUCACCCAUCCCGCUCGCCCUUAAGACUACACUACCCACAAGCCCUCUCAUGUUUGAUGUUCGCACGGUCAGAUGAGGAUGAUCGCACAGUUUCCCACUCAGACAGACUGUACAGCGCCCACCAUACUAUCAUUCCUGUAGCUGCAACCCCAUGAACUAACACGAACACGGGGUAUAACAGGUUUUAAUGUUGUAAUUACUAUAAAUGUGACGUUAAUGCCUUCCAAUCCACUGAAAAUCAGCAGAGUCACAGCAGUGUUGCUCCAAAAUGCCCUACUCUUCAUCAUUUUAUUGUUGCAAUCGCCCAAUCAUGUCACUCAGUCCAACCGUCUUUGACUAAAUUAAGAAAACAUAUCACUCUGUUGUUAUAAUAGCCAUCAGGUUUGAACGUUUCACCCUCUUGAUUGGAAAUUUACACUCUUACUUUCAGAUUUCGACACUCCCGUUAAUGGCAAGUGCAGCACCUCUGAUCAUAACUAUGGGUCUAGUGAAAUAAGAUCACGUUAUUGCAUGGCCUCUCCUAUGUAUAGCCUCAUCCAUUUCACUUUGAGCCGAUUUCUCAUUUCAGAUUGAGGUCAUGUGCGCUCAACCAUGAAGAAGAAGUUAUCAUUUUUAGUUAUGUGUCGACAGCCAGUGUAUAAAUGACUUCUAAGAUUUCCGGUUUCCUGUUAGUGGCUAAUUGAUGCUUUGUAUAUAUGUUACAGGUGUCAUUCAUUCUGGUUUGUGAUGUGUUUGCUGUUGUGUAAUGUAGAGACAGUGCUAAA